AUGGCCUUGCUACCAUUCUUGUUAGAAGACGCCCUUCCUCUUCCAGGCAGGGACUGGUUAUCCCUUCUAACUCCUGCUGAAGAAGACUCCGUUCGUCUGAGAAACGCCAUCAAUCAACUGGCAAAUUUGCAAAAGGACACUUCCAUCACUUUCGACAAGGACCAAUUCCAAGCCAACAUCGACGUCCAACAAUUUACUCCCGAAGAAAUCACCGUGAAAGUUGAAGGCGACAACACCGUCAUUGUUGAAGGCAAACAUGAAGAGAAAAAGGAUCAGCAUGGAUACAUUUCCAGGCAUUUUGUCAGGAGAUAUGUGCUUCCCCAGGAUUGCGAGGUUAAAAAGUUGCAGUCUAAAUUGUCCAGUGAUGGAGUUUUGAGCAUUUCAGCACCAAAGAAACCGGAAACACCUAAGCAGGAAUAUAGGGAAAUUCCUAUAGUAAGAACAGGGCCUUUGAAGAAAGUCGAAGGAGGAGAUACUGGAAAAAAAUCCUAG
Ceutorhynchus assimilis (cabbage seed weevil) is the source of this 492-nucleotide messenger RNA. The record is from the annotation of a GenBank genome assembly. Lineage: Eukaryota; Metazoa; Arthropoda; Insecta; Coleoptera; Curculionidae.